AUGAAUAACCAGGGGUUCUCCCCUCCUCAGAACGCUGGCAAUCAAGACUUCAACCAGCGCGGAUUCCCACACUAUGGCCAUCAGCAGGGUCAAGGCCAUGGUAAGAGUAUUCAAUACCCUGGAGGCCAUUGUGGAAACUUGUCUUCCAACCGAGGCGUCAACCACCGCGCUUUCGGUUCUUUUGAUGGCCUGUCGGGCAAUCCUCAACCAAUCGAGGCUCCUACGCGUGCCGGUCCCUCGAGUGCACUCGUCACGCACACGUCGUCCACACCAAAUUACGUCCGUAGCCAGCGUUCUGACCAGUUGAACGAUCUAACCAGCGGCCCGGACCAACGUCCCGCCGCUACCAUCGCUCUUCGCGCCGACAACUUCCCCUUUGUCGAAGGUGCUCGUUACGAUUACAGCCCGUCCACCUAUGGUGUUGUCAAAAUCAAGAAUAUUCCCUUCGAUACCAACCGUGCGGAGAUCAUUGCCAUGUUGGGACGCAAUUCCAAGAUCAUCAACGACCGCCACGAGCCCGUUCACAUCAUCAUGGAGCGCGUUACCAACCGGACUGGUGAUGCGUAUGUCGAGUUCAUGACCAUGUACGACGCCGCACAGACCGUCGAGAAACACCAGCGAGCCAGUGCCCAAGGUCGGCCUCACCGGCUAGGUGAUCGCCCCGUCGAGAUGGAGCUCUCGAGCCAGGCAGCCCUCAUGAGGGACCUGUUUCCCAACGCCAGGGGCAUCCUCUGGGAUGGCGCCACGCCCCACAUCCAGCCGCUCAACCCUACCGAGCCUUGGCUAUCUUUCAAAGGAUUCAUCACCGAGGAGGAAAUGACUAUGCUCGUCAAGCAUGUCGAGGUUCCCCAGCGCUCUCCCUUCUCUCGAGACUGCCCGCAGCGCCCCUUCGAGUGCAUGAUCAGCACCAUGCGCAAGUUCCCUUGGUACAUGACCGACUGCAUCACCAUCAAGCAGCGCCAAUCGGUGUAUGCAGCCUGCGUCAACCUGCUGCGUCUCCUCCAGGAGGCCAUGGAGAAGAAGAAACAUGAGCAUGUCCUGAACAGCCAGCUGUACCGGCGCCUGUGGACGUCGGCCAUGAUCUGCCGCGGCUUCACCGUCACCAUGAAGGACAGCAUCAGCUACCUGGUGGGCCUGACCGACGAGGACAAGCGUGAGUUCAACAUGCCUCGCUUUGCCGAUCAGUGGGUGCACAUAUACACCCUCGUUCCCAAGCCAGGCACCCCUCUGGACGUGAUUGAGUGGUACAUUGCCAUCAUUCGCGAGGAGACCAAUCGCACCGUGGCGCAGUCCCUCCCCAACGUCCAGUCAGAGCUCCAGCGACAGGGCCGACAGACCUCCCUCUACUGGGGCUACCUGUGGAAGGAGGUUUCUCACCCUUACGGUCCUGGCUUCGACAAUAUGACCCUGGCCGAGAUGGCUCACCGCGAGUUCUCCGCCCUGUCCAACAUCCUCCGGCGUGCCCUCGACUAG
Messenger RNA from Cryphonectria parasitica EP155, 1473 nucleotides. RefSeq lists its product as uncharacterized. The transcript is spliced from 4 exons. Gene Ontology annotation, molecular function: nucleic acid binding. Bases 1 to 1473 code for a protein of 490 amino acids. NCBI's taxonomy places the organism in Eukaryota, Fungi, Ascomycota, Sordariomycetes, Diaporthales, Cryphonectriaceae. The record is from RefSeq and is a predicted model, not a curated record.